Messenger RNA from Aspergillus chevalieri, 834 nucleotides. RefSeq lists its product as uncharacterized. Gene Ontology annotation, molecular function: actin filament binding. The transcript is spliced from 2 exons. NCBI's taxonomy places the organism in Eukaryota, Fungi, Ascomycota, Eurotiomycetes, Eurotiales, Aspergillaceae. Gene Ontology annotation, cellular component: catalytic step 2 spliceosome; nucleolus; striated muscle dense body. The coding region runs from base 1 to 834 and encodes 277 amino acids. The record is from RefSeq and is a predicted model, not a curated record.
AUGGUCAAACCACUAACCUUCAAAGGCGAUAAGCCCAAAAAGCGCAAGCACCGCACCGACGACUCCUCCACCUCCACCCCCAAACCGCCCAAGAUCGCAAGGGACUCUGAACAAGGCCCCGAAGAUGCGGAAGAAGACACAGAAGACCAAAGCUGGGUUUCAGCAGACACGCCCUCUGACCUCGCCGGUCCGAUUGUCCUAGUAUUACCAUCUGAGAAGCCUACAUGUAUCGCCAGCGAUGCGAAUGGAAAAGUUUUCGCCAGUGAAUUGGAGAAUUUGAUCGAGGGCGAUCCGGCGACGGCGGAACCGCAUGAUGUGCGACAGGUCUGGGUUGCGACGAGAGUCGCAGGGACGGAGGGGUUUAGCUUCAAGGGGCAUCAUGGAAGAUACCUAAGCUGCGACAACCACGGCAUUCCCAGCGCAACAUCCUCCGCCAUCUCCCACCGCGAAUCCUUCCUCGUCAUCCCCUCUCCUGACCUCCCCGGUACAUUCGCACUACAAACGCACGGCGGUGAUAGAGAGUCCUUCCUCUCGAUUAGCGAAAGCGACUCCGGACAUAAAGGUGGCGGUGUCGACAUCCGCGGCGACACGACCACGCUCUCCUUCGAAACAACGAUCCGCAUCCGGAUGCAGGCGCGCUUUAAACCGCGCAUUAAGGCGAACAAGGAGAGUAAGGCAAUGGAGAAAAUUAGUCGGAAGGAGUUAGAGGGGAUUGUGGGGAGGAGGUUGGAGGAUUCGGAGGUGAAGAGGUUGAGGAGGGCGAGGAGGGAGGGGAAUUUCCAUGAAGAGGUGUUGGAUGUUAGGGUGAGGGGCAAGCAUGAUAAGUUUGCUUGA